AACAAGAUUAGUAUUAAAUAAAUUCCCAGACCCGACGGGAUUAGUAUUAAAUAAAUUCCCAGACCCGACUCCCGUCGCGUCUUACCCUUCCCCUGGUCCUCCUUUGCUCCGCCUGCAACUCCCGUUGCGCCCGCCUCCGCCUCUCGUCGACUCCCGCCAUUCCCGGAUUCCCCUGCUCCUCCUCUGGUCGGCCGGCAAGGGAACAAACUCAGAGGGUAUGGCCGUAUGAGACCAUUCUCCUGCUCGGCCGCCAUUCCCCUGUUUCUCCUCUUCGCCGUUACAACUCCUCCUCCACUUAGGGUUUCGGCUGCGGUUGCCACUGCCAAGAAGCCUUCCAAGGUCCGGAGAUCGUGUCGCAGCCCAUCAAGGACAUCUCCUUCUUGCUGCGCUCUCUGAGGGUGAGUUUGAGCAGGUUCUCCCCUCAUUCAGUUUGCGCUCUUUUUGUCUUCUACCUUCGCAAUGUCGUCUUCCUCCCCCAGCUCUCCAACUUCGACGGGAAAUGCAGAUUCGGAACAGGCGUACGGAGAUACGAAGAAAUUGCUCGAGCUUGCAGUCAGAAUCUUGAGAUCAGACCCUGAAGUGGAAAGACACUGUAACAUGUAUUUGUUUAAACUGCUGGAGGCGUUCCUAGAUACAUCUCUCGCGCAGUUGGCUUUUGAUGAAGAAUGCUACAAACUCAAGCAUGAUUUAGAUAUGGCGAAGCUGAAUUCGUUGAAGAAUCUUCUUGGAGUAACAUUUGAGUACUCUUCCUCAAAUUUUGAGCAAACUUUCAAAAAUCUUAAGGUCAAGUAUUGCUAUACGCGCCUAUUCCCUCUCAAGGAGUCCGAGAAUUUCGACGUGAAGGCAACGAGUAGCAGUGCAUCGAAUAAUGUAACAAGAAGCAGUGCAUCGAAGAAGAAAGCAUCGGCGGCAAGCAGUGCAACAUCAAAGGAAACAGUACUUAAAGCCGGUCGGUUAUUUCGUGCAAUGCUCGCAACAAAGCGUAGUCCGAAAGGUGAAUUUGAUUGGCGUGCAAUCGAAAAGCAGCACACCCAAUUUAUAGUUGAUGCAAGAUUGCCGGAGAAUUUGAAGUACCCACCUCACAAAUUGAGGGGUACGUGGGCCAAUUAUGCAAGCCGUGGUGGUGCUGGUCGUGUUCCUCCAUCACUCAAGCAUGAAUACAUAGAGUUAAUGCAAGGAGAAUCUGGUUCUGCUUUUGCGUCUCGUCGAAAGAAGUUAGCUUUAAGAAGAAGUUCAAGUGAACCAGCUCCUUUUAUAUCAGCGAAAGGUGAUGCGACAUAUGAUAAAGUGGUGGACACGACCUGCACCUUGGCAUCUUUCGAAGAUUUGGGGAGAUACUAUCAACUUGCCACUCAUGCAGUCCACAAAGGACGAGUCAGAUCAAUAGAUGUCGAGUAUUCCAAGGACAUUAUUGCCACCGGAGGAGAUGAUUGUACCGCCGUACUGUUUGAUUACUCUUCAAGAAAGGUCCGGUCAACACUUACUGGUCACUCAAAAAAGGUUACUACUGUCAAAUUUGCGGUUGAUGGUGAGGUGUUCUUGACGGGAUCGGCUGAUAAGACGAUUCGUGUAUGGGAGCGAACUGAAGAUGAGAGCUAUGUUUACAGACACACUUUUAAGAAUCAUAUGGAUGAGGUUCGAGCUAUCACUGUCAAUGCCGAAUAUGUUGUGUCUGCUUCUCUUGAUGCUACAUGGUGGCUCUACGAUCUCUACGGCGACGAUUCCGGGCCAAAGGCAAUGUUUCUGGAACAACCCUUUUAAUUCUGCCACUCAGUUACCAUCAUGAAUGUCGCUGGAUUUGUGAUACAUGUUUGUCACCCCGAAUUUAGGGGGAUUUUUGAAUUUGGUUCUGCAGGUUAAUACUACAGGUAGAGACGGUUCUUGGAUUGGUGCAGGGUACACGGCUGCUGCCUUCCAUCCUGAAGGUACCGUUCUUGGAUUGGGCACUUGUGGAGGUAUUGUCAAAAUUUGGGAUGUCCGAAAACAGGACCCAGUUGCCGAACUUGGUGGGCAUGUCGAGGCAGUUACUGCCAUGUCUUUCUCUGAAACCCAUGCCUUCCUUGCUACUGCUGCAGAAGAUGGCGUUAAGCUUUGGGAUUGCCGCACAUGGGAGCAACUCUGUAUCCCCGAUUUUAUUGAUGCAGAUACACCAGCUAACUCCGAUUUAGUCCAUUGAUGAGAACUAAUCUUGUGGUUGCAGUGACAUUCGGCCACAGUUGCCCUUACUUGGGAGUUGCAACAAGCUCUGGCAUAAGAGUUUCAAACCCGACAGAAGAUUGGAACUGCAUCAAAACUCGUACCGUUUUAUCUGAUACAGGGAGAGUAUCAUGUGUGGGAUUUGGUCAAUAUGCGAAAUACCUUGCCGUGGGAUCAAUGGACGGCGAGCUGCUUUUGUAUGGGCUCCCUGAUGAGGAAGCAAGGCCAGAGUGUUUGGAAACAACUGGUGUGAGAGGGUAGCCAGCCAGUCCUUUUAGCCUUCUGAAUUUGUGGAUGAUGAUAUUCUGUUCUAUGGGCGAAGAUAUUCCGAAUCGGAACGAUAGAUACGAAUAAUCCAAAGU
Molecule: messenger RNA, 2558 nt
Organism: Linum tenue
Lineage: Eukaryota; Viridiplantae; Streptophyta; Magnoliopsida; Malpighiales; Linaceae
Source: the annotation of a GenBank genome assembly